AAAAUUUGCCGUUGGAAAAAGGUGCAAGCUGAUUGGCUCGCUUGCUUAUCAGUCAGAAGUGUCCACGUAGUUUACGGAACAUCUUAACUGAGCCACAGUUUUACUCUCAGGUAGGAUGAGCGUGGGCUUCAUAGGAGCGGGCCAACUGGCUCACGCUCUGGUGAGAGGCUUCGCAGCCUCAGGCGUGAUUGCCACCCACAGAAUCACAGCCAGCUCCCCAGACACGGACCUCCCCACGGUGCAGGCGCUACGGAAACUGGGUGUGAGUUUGACCACCAGCAACAAGGAGACGGUGAACAAGAGUGACGUCCUCUUCCUGGCUGUGAAGCCCCACAUCAUUCCCUUUGUGCUGGAUGAGAUUGGACCGGAUAUCGAGGAUCGGCACCUUAUUGUGUCCUGUGCUGCAGGAGUUACCAUCAGCUCAAUAGAGAAGAAGCUGCAGUAUUUUCGUGAUUCUCCCAAGGUCAUGAGAUGCAUGACCAACACCCCGGUGGUGGUGCGUGAGGGGGCGACCGUGUACGCCACCGGCACCCAUGCCGACGUGGAGGACGGGAGGCUCCUGGAGCAGCUGAUGGCCAGUGUAGGAUACUGCACGGAGGUGGAGGAGGACCUGAUCGAUGCUGUGACUGGCCUGAGUGGCAGUGGCCCUGCUUAUGCAUUCACAGCUGUCGAUGCUCUGGCUGAUGGUGGAGUGAAAAUGGGUCUGCCCCGGAGACUGGCUGUGCGCCUUGGAGCUCAAGCCCUGCUGGGGGCAGCACGAAUGCUGUUGGAUUCAGAGCAGCACCCCGGGCAGCUCAAGGAUAAUGUGUGUUCACCAGGGGGCGCCACCAUUCACGCCCUACACGUCAUGGAGAGUGGUGGUUUCCGCAGCCUCCUGAUCAAUGCCGUGGAGGCCUCCUGUGUCAGGACCAGGGAACUUCAGUUUUUGGCCGACCAAGAGAAGAUUUCUCCAGCCGCCAUAAAGAAAACGACUCUGGACCAAGUGCUGCAGCAGCCGGGAGUGACCGCUGAGGCCGUUGGAGUCAGACCCCGUGGGAUCAGUAUGUUCAGCAAUGCACCCAGGACCAAGAAGAACUGAUCGGAGAAACUGAACACGUGAUUUGGCUUCACUGACCAUUAAAAUGUCUGCUGUCGAUGAAGCACUACUGGCAGAGAAUUGUUCAUAUAUAACUUAAACUAUAGCUCACAAUAUAAAAGCAGAAAUGGUUUUGGGGGAAAACUAUAUAAGCAUAAUUUCUUUUAUUCUGUUGGUUUCUACUUCUAACUUGGUUGAGUUCUAUUUACUAUCGCUUCUUCACUCGUAACAACACCUGGGUUCAUAUGGCUUUAUAAAUAUUCUAUAUAUUUUAUAAAACUUUUUUCUGAGCAAUAUGUAUAUUGUUUUAACAGCAUCAUGUUUGUAACUGGCAGAUGUCAUGAUGAUGGAGUCUGUGACUCUAGGACCACAUGAAAAGGUCGCCCUUAUAUGACAUGCACAUGAUAUGGUGGAGAGUGACCACUUACAUUUGCUGUGCCUUGCUGUAUAAAAAUUGCACCUUAAUAAACUGCAGCCAAUUGUUUUUAAAACUUAA
Messenger RNA from Betta splendens (Siamese fighting fish), 1571 nucleotides. RefSeq names its product pyrroline-5-carboxylate reductase 1a (gene pycr1a). Gene Ontology annotation, biological process: L-proline biosynthetic process. Bases 116 to 1078 code for a protein of 320 amino acids. Gene Ontology annotation, molecular function: pyrroline-5-carboxylate reductase activity. The record is from RefSeq and is a predicted model, not a curated record. Lineage: Eukaryota; Metazoa; Chordata; Actinopteri; Anabantiformes; Osphronemidae. The transcript is spliced from 8 exons.